AUGCUGAAGCUCUUCCGAAGCUUGAAGUGGACCGGAGCAACGAGAAGAAUGUCGUACUUCCCGCACCCAGUCACCGCAAAACAUACUUCCGAAGGCGACGGUGGCGGCUUCCACUUUGCCACGACGUCGAUGCAGGGCUGGAGAACGCAGCAAGAAGAUGCCCACAACUGUGUGAUCGACCUCGUGGAUGGUUGGUCAUUAUUUGCAGUGUAUGACGGACACGGCGGAGCCGAUGUUGCCAAAUAUGCGCAGCAGCUGUUCCCGCAAUACCUGAAGGACAGCCACUUCUCGCAGCACCACGAUCGAGUCAAGGCGCUGCAGAAGGCUUUUCUGAAGUUUGACGAGUAUCUGGGGCGCAAAGAGAUCGAUGAAGCUGACGAGGGCAUUUCCGGUUUGUUGUGUGACGUCGGGGCGACAGCGUGCGUCUGUCUGCUCAAUGAGGAACAAAUUAUCGUCGCGAACAUUGGCGAUUCGCGUGCCGUCUUGUCCAGCGGAGGAAAAGCCAUCGAAUUAUCUGAAGACCACAAGCCUACCGAUAAAAUUGAGUCGGAAAGGAUUCAGAAAGCCGGCGCAUGGGUGACUGGAAAUGGAAGGGUCAACGGCAGUCUAAACGUCUCCCGCGCCUUCGGCGACCAUUACCAUAAACGCCAGAAUAAGCUGCCGCUGGCCGAGCAGGCUAUUUGCGCUUUUCCCGACGUGCGGAUCCAGGCGCGAAGCCCAGACGACGAAUAUUUGGUGGUGGCGUGCGAUGGGAUCUGGAACUCGAUGACGUCCCAAGAAGUCGUCGACUACAUCGGGCACCGGCUGACCGAAAAGCGGGAUCUUACCCGAAUCGCCGAAGAUCUAUGCGACGAUUGCCUGGCCCCCUACGGAAGUAGACAACCCUCCGGUCACGACAACAUGACUGUCAUCAUCAUCGAUCUAAAAGCGGCGAAACCGAAGGCUCACAAAGUUGUCACCCACUUC
Messenger RNA from Mesorhabditis spiculigera, 966 nucleotides. The record is from the annotation of a GenBank genome assembly. NCBI's taxonomy places the organism in Eukaryota, Metazoa, Nematoda, Chromadorea, Rhabditida, Rhabditidae.